CGCCCCUCUCCUCCCUACGACCAUCACCUUAGCAUACCGCGAUCGGAAGCCCUCAGAGAAUCAAAAUGGAGGGAGUUGAGACCGUGGAUGUCAGCUGGCUGCUUCAUUCGCAGAGAGGUGAGUUGGGCGCUGCCCAAUUGCGAUCUGCCCGCUACCACCUGUCCCGCUGCAAGUCCGCAUCCUCCGUGGUUUGCGACAAGACAAUUGCCGAAACUGAAGUCCCAACUACUCAAAGACCUAUCGAAACCACGGCCUCCCCCGAUCGAAACCCUUCAGCAUCCCCCGCUCCUUCUAAAGCGACGCCGCAACGAGAUGGCUCGAAGCCUGACAAGGAAGUGAAACAAGAUGAUAAGGCCGUGGAGGAAAAGCCUACCGGCUCGUCACCAGCGUCCCAGAAGAGUGCGCCGAGACCGGUAGGCGCGAGAAGGAACUCAUGGAUUUCAAGUCUCAGCUCCAAGUUUUCCUCCGGCUCUACACCUCCGUCACAGUCAAACAUGAAAGCCCCGCCAACUACAAAGGCCACCCCUCCUGCUUCGAAGAUGGAUAUGCAUAAUCCUUUUGGUGCGGCCUACUCCCCGAAAGACAAGGAGGAGGAAAAGAAGGAUGAAAACAGUCCUUUCGGUUCCGCAUCCCCCAAGGGCCCUUCGUUCCUGCAAAGCGCUUUUCGGAAACUUUCGUCAUCUGCGUCCGGUGGUGCAGGCAAGAUGGCACCCAAUGGGACCAUCUGCCAGCGUCGCGUCAUGAACAUUGACCAAGAUCGGGAUAGAUGCAAGAUUCCGGAUCUGAAUGCCGCGAACUUGCGCCGCGUUGCUUUCUGCGUGGAUGUGGAGAUUGCAGGUAUAUCCUAUCGGGAGUCCGAUGAAGAUAGUCCUCCGGCAAGCACUAAGCGACGUGUCAUUCCGGAAGCGAUUGGCCAGAAGCAUAAACGCUCCAAUUCCAAAUCAAAAGAGAAGGACGAAGCUGUCGCCUUGAAAAAUCCCCAGGCUGCGGUUUGUGACAAGGAGAAGAGUGCCCAGAAGAAUGGCGCCGAUGAAAAGGGCUCUGGCACCCCCGAAGCAGUUUCAAAUGAAGUGAAUGUCAACGGCGAAAGCAAGGAGCCCACUCGAAAGCAAGAAAAGAAGAAGAGAUCAGAAGAGGAACGGAGGGAGCGAAGGGAAAAGAAACGAAGACAGGCGGAAGCGAAUGGCACCAUACCGAUGCAAUUGACGGCGGACGGCCAAGAGUAUGGUUUGCGGACACCCGCCUCUACCAGUACACGUUCCAAAACAACAAGCCAUCCCACAACAGAUCCAGUGCGAAUCUAUCGGCGCUGUUGCCAGCUACGUGAAACGCCAGUGCUCAAGCGUAUUGUGGACGAAAUAUCUUCGCCUUCUUCCACCCUCGCAGAAUCCCCGGGAACCGUUGCCGUACUUGAUCUCAGCGACUUUCCCAUGACCUCCGAGGACAUUGCCACCUUCUGCGACUGGCUAGCAGUUGUACCCGUUCGGAAGCUCAUUCUCGAGAAAUGUGCUCUGACCGAUUCUUCGGUGCGAUCCAUUCUUGCCGGACUACUUUCCACCAGAACAGUGGAACACAUGACGAACAGACGCAAAAGGGGCAAGAACCUUGAGAAUACGUGCCCGGAAAAAGAAGAGAGGUUCAGUGUUGUCGAAAAGCUGUCCCUCAAGGACAACCCAAAGAUCGGGUCGGAAGGAUGGAGCCACAUUUGCCUUUUUAUCCAUCUUUCACAGUCCUUAAAGGCCAUUGACCUGUCGGGCCUUCCACUUCCUAAGGCACUGGUUGCUGCCAAUGGUUUCAACAAAGUUGCACCUCGACCCCCGAAUGCCUCGAAUUGUACCGACGCCACGACCCUCUUCGCAAACUCUCUCUCGCAGCGCUUGGGCGGUGACCAUCUCGAGGAAUUGUUACUCAGCGAAUGUAAACCCACGACAGAGGAUGUGAAGAAGAUCUGCGAUGCAGCUGCGGCGGUGGGACUGAGGAGACUCGGCUUCGCUAAUAACGAGCUGGGCAGGGAAGGUCUGGAGCACAUUGCCAGCUAUCUAAAGGCAGGAAAAUGUGAAGGACUCGAUCUGGGUGGAAACCCCAUCCAGGACCACUUGGAUUUGAUCACUUCUGCUCUGUCAGAUGAUCACCCGCUAUAUGCGCUGAGCUUGGCCGAUUGCUCCCUUACGCCGUCCGUCGUAUAUCCAUUGUUCCAAGGGCUAACGCGCCUUCCCGAUCUUCGCUUCAUCGACUUCUCCCACAAUCCAGACUUGUUUACAAUGCAGCCCGACGCGCUGGCCACUUUCCGUCGGUGCCUUCCCAACAUGCCCGCUCUGAAACGCAUUCACCUGGCUGAUGUCAAUUUAUCCCCCGAUCAAAUCAUCGCCCUUGCCGAGGUUCUUCCGGAGAGCCCAAGUCUAUGUCAUCUAAACAUCCUUGAAAACCCAUUAAUCACGACACUGGCAUCGGCAACAGACCCUGCCAGCCAAGAAGAAGCCUGCGCUGUAUAUGCGUCCUUGAUGGCCGCGGUACGCGUAUCCAGGACAAUCAUUGCCGUGGACAUUGAGGUUCCAACUGCUGAAAGCAAUGAGGUCGUGAAGGCUUUGGCCUCCCAGAUAGUCGCUUACUCCCUUCAUAAUCUUGAACAGGGUGCUAUUGCGGUGGAAUUCACGGACCCGACGGACACAACAACCCGACCAGUCCACGUUCCCGAAAUUCUGCAGCACAUCGUCGGCCACUCUGCUGGGGACGAACCAGAAGACGAUGACGAGCCCGCGGCUGAUGAGGACUAUGUCAUCGGAGGCACAGGUGUUGUCAAAGCUCUCGGUGUCUGCCUCGGUAAUGUGGAUUGCCUUCUGCCAGGAGAGCAGUCUGGGCCUCCAAGUGGAACAACCACACCGCGACACCGGAAGUCCAGGUCUUUGGUCGCUAAGCGGCCCCGCGAUAUGUCCAUUAACUUACUGUCAUCGGCACGCAACAUUCGGACCCGGAUCCAGUCGGCUCUCGUGCGCGAAGACAGGGCUGGCAAUGACACCAACUACAGACGUCUCCAAUUCCUUGACUUCACUUUGCAGAGAAUGAUCCAGCGAUUCGAAGACGAGUACCCUGAAACGCGCAUUAUACCCCAGACCAUGCCAUCGUAUACUAUGCAAGACACCAGCUCGCAGAAUUCUGGCGAUGACGGUCCCGGGUUCGACAGCAUCCAGCAGACUGCGACCAACGGUGAUGCCGAGGUUGCUGGGGACGAUGAAGAAGACAAUUAUGGUGCCCGACUAUCGCGUGCCAGCUCCGUCACUUCCCUCCAUUCCCGUGCCAUGACCUCCGAAGAAGGACAUAUCCAUCGACUCGGACAAGGCAUUCGGCGGGACUUCCUCAGCCCCUCUUUCGAUCAGACCGACGAUGACUUUGCAUCGUACUCCUUUGAUGAGUCCCACAUGGCCGCCUUGCGCGACAAGCUCGACCGUUUGCAAGAGGACCAGACACGGCCGCCCUUUGAGAGUGUGGGUUCGGACAAAGCCUUCGAGGAUCUGGGCACGACUGUGGAGGAAUUAUUUGCCACACGAAAGCAUGAUACGGAGACCUUUGAGAGAUUCCGGCAAAGCCAGAUCGCCGCGCAAAUUAAUAGCGGCAAACGAUCGUCGUCCACGAUGCCCGACCGGAGCAAAGAGAUCAACCCGGCCAAGCCAGAUCAGGAGCCUUCUUCAUAAAGUCGGAAGCUAGCCACAGCGCUUCUGCCCUGCUAGCUGGAUUGUCAUGGUUCUCGAGCCAUGCCUUAUAUAUUUCCGGGAUGGGGAUCGAUUUCGAGUUCCCUUGCCCAUCAUCCAACUCCGUUGGUAUCUCUGUACUGAGCAGGCACUCUGCAGGCAGAGAAUGGCCCUGUAUAUAUCGCCCAUCGAGCCUGACAUUAUAUGUAUUGUAAUCUAUUUAGCACGGCCUGUUUUGAGGUUAUCUUUGAUAUUUUCCCUUUUUUUUUUUUGUUUGUUUCUUUCCACUGCAAUAAGGGGAGGAUGUUU
This is a messenger RNA of Aspergillus heteromorphus CBS 117.55, 3995 nucleotides long. Its product is annotated as putative cell wall biogenesis protein Mhp1. The coding region runs from base 66 to 3689 and encodes 1207 amino acids. Gene Ontology annotation, cellular component: cytoplasm. Lineage: Eukaryota; Fungi; Ascomycota; Eurotiomycetes; Eurotiales; Aspergillaceae. Gene Ontology annotation, biological process: positive regulation of inflammatory response. The transcript has 3 exons. The record is from RefSeq and is a predicted model, not a curated record.